UUUAGGGAGAACAUUAUACCCUUCAUUCACUUCUCUUUCAAGUGCUCUAACACAUUUGCUCCUGGAGAAGGUACUUUCAGUAUGGAAUACCAUUUGGUGUAUCUGCUUCUUGCUGGCUUGUGCUUGAAUGCGUUGGGGAAAAGUAUUCAAGAAGAUGUAUCCGGCGAUGAAGCAAUGCACAAUCCUGACCUUUUUGAAGGAGAUAUACUGGGAGUAGAUGUUGAUGAGGAUAAGAAUGCUGUGGUGGAAAAACACAGAAUCUGGCCAAAUGGACGCAUUCCUUAUACUAUUGAUCCAAAAUUAACUCCACAAAUACCACAAAUCAAAGAAGCCAUGCAGCACUACGCAGAUAAAACAUGCAUCCGUUUUGUACCGAAAGAGGAUAAAGACAUGCAAUACAUUCGCAUAUUUCCUGGCAGAGGAUGCUAUUCUCAUGUGGGGAAAACCCUAAACGAUCAGCCUUUGUCUCUCGGAGCUGGGUGUUUCAAAUUUGGCAUCAUCGUUCACGAGCUCGGUCAUUCCGUUGGUUUCUAUCACGAGCAUUCUAGAUCAGAUAGAGAUGAUUAUUUGAACAUUCAUUAUGAAAAUAUACAGACUGGCAUGGAAAGCCAGUUUGUGAAGCUUAGGCCUAAACAAAACCAGUUGCUCACGCCUUUUGAUUAUGAUUCAAUUAUGUUGUACGGAGAAACCGUCUUCAGCAAGAGCCAUUACGACGGCCUGAAAACCAUGACUGCUAAAGAUGGCAGGAAACUGAAGGAAGUGACGGAUAAGCCUGGACUCAGUGAAAGUGAUAUUAUCAGAAUUUCCAAGUUGUAUAAAUGCUGAUAUCUUCAGUAAAACUAAGGAUAUUUUCAGUUAUCUUUUAAAUAAAAUGAACUAAUAAGGAAA
This is a messenger RNA of Stegodyphus dumicola, 888 nucleotides long. Its product is annotated as astacin-like metalloprotease toxin 5. Gene Ontology annotation, molecular function: zinc ion binding; metalloendopeptidase activity. Lineage: Eukaryota; Metazoa; Arthropoda; Arachnida; Araneae; Eresidae. The record is from RefSeq and is a predicted model, not a curated record. Gene Ontology annotation, biological process: proteolysis.